Messenger RNA from Theileria orientalis strain Shintoku, 1668 nucleotides. RefSeq lists its product as hypothetical. Lineage: Eukaryota; Apicomplexa; Aconoidasida; Piroplasmida; Theileriidae. The transcript is spliced from 4 exons. The record is from RefSeq and is a predicted model, not a curated record. The coding region runs from base 1 to 1668 and encodes 555 amino acids.
AUGCUUAGAAUCCCGAACGCGUCUCCUUCGGGACUCGUUACGAACUUUGAAACAAAAUGUAGUGAAUAUUUUCACCCUAGAGUCCUGGUGUAUGUUCUAAGAAACAAGGCCGCAUAUUUGGCCAGAAAUAGUGCCAUUCUGAACACAUCUUUUAAAUCUCCUGUUUUAACCCGUGGAGAUGGAUUCCCAGGAACCAAUUUUCAAAUUUGCAGUGCAGAAAACCCCAAGGCAAACGAAGAUUUGAAUAAAUAUCGCAGUCCGGAGCCAUUUCAAAAAUUGGAGGAUGAUCUAACGCAGUUGUCAUGGUCACUAAUAAGUUGUAUUGACUAUGUGCAGCCUCAGUCAGUUGCAACCAUAAUGUUAUCCCUCACCAAGCUUAAUUACUUCAACGAACAGCUGUUCUCAAAAAUGCUGGAUUCCUUCACGUUUGAAUCAGCAAAGCCGAAAUCAGUGUCCUUGAUUCUGUACUCGUUGUCGAAGUGCGCAAGGGCGUCGGAGCUGAUACACACGAGUUUCUUCGGAAAGAUAGAAGGCUUUCUAGAAAUGUCGCUUUUUCAUAGCUCAACUCACGAUCUUACCACGUACCUAAUAUCUACGGCAAAGCUCAGAGACAAUUUGAUGAGGGCCCUUGAACAUGAUGGCACGCUCGACACUCUAUGCAACGUGUACAACUUAAUAUUGAAUCACACAGUUUCAUUGAUUGGCAGUGAAGCAAAGGCUUUAGAGAAAGAAGAGUCCAAUCCAGGAGAGAAUAAGCCGACACCUUGUAGUUUCAAUGUCUUUGAGCUGUCUAACAUAUUGGAGUCGUUUUAUAUAAUGAAGCAUUACAGUCACCCUGAUCAUGAACUGGUACUGGACCAACUUCAGUUGAAGCUGCCAUAUUCAGUCAACUGUAAGUUACAUCGUGUUUUAGAUGGCAAUCACAUGUAUCUACGCAGCGUGAACCUGUCCAAAAUAGUACUAAUGAAACCAUUAGAUAUAAGUGACAUACUAUACGUCAUGGAGCUGCUUAAUAUCAAUCCGAAGAACCCAGCCAUUAGGAAACUGGACAGAACAAACCUAAUUAGAUCAAACAAGAAGUUCUGUGAAGCGAUUUUAGUGGAUUUGACCGAUAAGCUGGGACUGCUCAACAUAUAUGAGCUGUCGCGACUCACUAAAGUUGUAAACAGGCUACGACUUUGGACAGAGGACGAGUUUCUGAAAUCAUAUACGAAUUCAUUCAUGGCUAUAUUUAAGAGUUACAAAGGAGGUAUAGGAUCAUUAAUAGGUUAUCUAGUUAAUUGUUUAUUUGGUAAAGCUAUACGAUAUAGAUAUACUGUUACUGCUAAUGCUUCCAGCAUACUGGGACAAGUAGUUAUUAGAAACUGUAGACUGAUUGAUAUGGAGGUACUCCUACCAAUAAUAGUGUACUAUAACAGGAGAUACGAGUCCUCAAUAAACAGAGAGUAUUAUCAGUCGCAUAUCAAUAAGAGGAGGAAGACUGAGUUUAUGCGCAACCUGAACGAAAUUAGUGACCUUUGCGGACAGAUGUGCGAUACGUUGCACGACUACGUGAGCGACAAGCACCCCUCAAAUAAAAUAGAAGACCUGCUGAACUUCACGAGCAAACUACGAACAAAUCGCAGCCUACACAGAAUGAAAUACAACUAUAAAUUCAGCAGUCAGUAA